Molecule: messenger RNA, 834 nt
Organism: Momordica charantia (bitter melon)
Lineage: Eukaryota; Viridiplantae; Streptophyta; Magnoliopsida; Cucurbitales; Cucurbitaceae
Product: coiled-coil protein
Source: RefSeq, a predicted model, not a curated record
UCUCGAGAAAAUGGGGCUAAACCCUAGAACUCUUAAGGAACGCCAUGAAUCGAGCUCUAUGGAGAGCUGUCUUCAAUGUCUAUGCUCGGAGCGUUUCCAUCUCUCCUCCCCUUCAAACCCCGUGCUCCGGUCACUUUCCGGCUCGAUUUGCCGUUUUGGCUUCCCUCCAACCGCGAUGUUACUCAUCCAAGAAUGACAAGUACAAUGGAUUGAACUCAACCACGAAUCAGAACGAUCAUUCUGUCGUCGACGAUGAUGUCAGUACCGAAGAGCUGAAGAGGAAGAUAGAUAAAUUUUACGAGGGUGAUGUCGAGUCAUUACCAUCGAUAUUUGAAGCAAUUUUGAAGAGGAAGCUGUCAGGAAAACACGAAGGUGCUGAUGAUGAGCUUAUGAAAGAAAUUCGGCAGCGAAUGCCUGGACAAAUGGAAGAUUUUAAAGAUGAUGAAUGUGCAUCUGAUUUAAACGGGUUUGAGGAAACUGAUGAAGAAAUAGAUGAUUUCAGUCAUGCCAGAGAUUCGAGUGAUUCUGAGGAAGAAGAUAGAGAUUAGAGAAGUAUAAGUUAUGUUGAUAACUUGAGUUCUAUAUCCAUGUUCGGUCAAUAUUUGAUUUGACAUUCUUAGGGAAAAACUUUCAAAAUUUUUAAUCUCUUAGUCUUAGGGUUCUAGUUAAUUUAAUUUGAUUCAGGCGAACGUAUCAGGGUAUCAGGUGAUAUGUUAGGUCUAUGCGAACUUAGAUCCAAACAAGUGGAAAUAGAUUAAUGGAAAAUUGUACAGAAAGAUGCACUACAUAUUUUUUAAAUGCCAAUAUUUGCAUCGAUAACAGUUAUUUAUUGAA